GAGUUUCCAGCAGUGCAUCCUCUAGCCGCCAACUGGAGGAACGCGUUGACCACGUAGUGGCAAUGCUAGGAGACAUAAGUGCCUUCACAGAGCCGGCCACCAUCAGCCAGCGGUUCGAGUUGCUGGGCACUAAGAUCAGUCAGCAACAGCAGACUGACCACAGCCACAACAACAGCUCGGCGAGGCCAUACAACAUGCCGACGUUCCGGAUCGAGAAAUUUGAUGACUCCAUACAUCAAGACCCGGUCGUCUGGUGGCAAGGAUUUACAACGGAGUUGGGGAUUCACGAAGUCCCUGACCAUCUCUUCAUCAGUGCUCUAUUCAUCAACACCAAGGGAGGUUGUCAGAUCUGGCUCAGCCACAUGGCAACCAUCCACGGCGUCCAGGUGUCAGACCUGUACAAGAAGGUCUCCWGGGAGGACAUGACAAAGGAAUGGAAGAAGCGGUUCAUCGUCGACGAUGCCCCAACACUCGCCAUUAACCGCAUCUUCACGAUGGCUCAAGGGAGCACACCGACACGUGACAGGCUCACGGAUUGGCAGAAGAUCGUGGCAACGCCCGAUUUGGACUUGCCAUUUCCGCAUCUGCGGCGUGAGGCGACUCUACCUYCUACUCCGCCAAAUUCGGCCGCCUUGCUAGCGGCCUCCUGCACAUCUGGGGAGGAUGCGAAUGUCGCAAGUCCUCGGUACASUUACGAGGAUUAUGCUGUCCACUUGGUUCCACCGCUGGACCAACCGCUCCACGUGCAACAGUCCAUCGCAUGCACGGUUUCAUCACCAUCGGCAACCGAUUCGGCAGCUUCGCCACAAUCUAUCGCCAGGGAUUCAACGUCAUGGUCAAGACUUGAAGAGCUCGACCCGUUGACGUUCACGGACUUCCUAUGGAUGCCCAUUCCCUCGACCGGACGAUUGUCGAAACCGCAUUGCAACGUGCUUAUAGCACAAUUGCGGGAUUACUUGCACCCUGCAGUACCAGCUCCGUUGAUGGACGCCGGAGCAGAGGUUGUCGACCUUCACGCUUACAUCGCGAAGAUCGACCGCGAGUUCAAGACGCAACGGUACGACGACAUCGACGCACCAUUGCUAUACGUACGCAUUCAGAUUGGAGAGGCGACCUACAGUGCCUUGAUCGAUUGCGGAGCAUUUUGCAACUACAUCAGCCAGGACUUCAUGUCGCCAAAGGUGCCAUUGGUAUUCGAUGACGACGCACGCCAGUCAUUCCAAGCACUUAAGAUGGCUAUGCUCAUGGCACCCGUCCUUAGCAUCUAUGACCCCACCCUGCCGACGCGAGUGACUACGGACGCUUCCGGCUAUGGCAUUGGGGCAGUCUUGGAACAGCACGAUGGCGACGACUGGCACCUUGUGGAGUAUUUCAGCCACAAAGUGCCUCCCAUCAACUCGCUUGAUGAUGCAAGGAAGAAGGAGCUGCUCGCAUUCGUGAUGGCUCUCAAGCACAGGCGGCACUUCCUCCUUGGGCGUCGUAGGUUCACAUGGGUCACAAACAACAAUCCAUUGACCUACUACAAGACGCAGGACACAGUGAGCAGCACGAUCGGACGAUGGAUGUACUUCAUCGACCAAUUUGACUUCACACCGAAACAUGUCCCCGGCCUCUCCAAUCGCGCAGCAGAUGCACUUUCGCGAAGACCUGAUCUUUGCGCUAUGACACAUCAUGCCUUCGCAUUCGACAAGGAGCUUCAGCGACACUUCAUCCGGGCAUAUCAGUCUGAUCCGGACUUCGGUUCGCUCUAUGCACAGCUAUCUUCGGAUCACCCGCCGGCCAGCCAUWACCGCAUUGCCRACGGGUACUUGCUCCUCCAUUCGAGASGCAAGGACUUACUAUGUGUCCCACGCGACUGUCGUCUUCGGAGUCGCCUCCUCGGCGAGUACCAUGAUUCACGACUCGCCGGCCAUUUCGGAGUCAACCRCACUAUUGCACGGCUUCGACAGCGAUUCCGAUGGUCUGACCUCAUUAUCGAUGUCACUCGGUAUUGCGACUCUUGAGAAGUUUGUCGGCGCAGCAAGCCCCGCAACCGCAAUCCCUACGGCAAGUUACACCCAAUGCCUAUCCCACG
This is a messenger RNA of Chara braunii, 2074 nucleotides long. The record is from the annotation of a GenBank genome assembly. NCBI's taxonomy places the organism in Eukaryota, Viridiplantae, Streptophyta, Charophyceae, Charales, Characeae.